Molecule: messenger RNA, 1392 nt
Organism: Lathyrus sativus (Indian pea)
Lineage: Eukaryota; Viridiplantae; Streptophyta; Magnoliopsida; Fabales; Fabaceae
Source: the annotation of a GenBank genome assembly
AUGGAGCUUCAAUUAGAUUCCAUGGCCGCUUCCAUUGGUGUUUCCGUCGCCGUUCUCCGUUUCCUCCUCUGCUUCGUCGCCACCAUUCCUUUUAGCUUCUUCUGGCGCUUCGUUCCCGGUCGUUUACCGAAACACUUCUACUCCGCCGCCGUUGGUGUUUUUCUCUCUUAUCUCUCUUUUGGAUUCUCUUCCAAUCUCCACUUUCUUGUACCUAUGUUUCUCGGUUACGCUUCCAUGGUUGUUUAUCGGCCUCGAUGUGGUAUCAUCACUUUCUUUUUCGGAUUCGGUUACCUCAUUGGCUGCCAUGUGUAUUACAUGAGUGGUGAUGCAUGGAAGGAAGGUGGCAUCGAUGCCACUGGGGCUUUGAUGGUUUUGACACUGAAGGUUAUUUCAUGUUCUAUUAAUUAUAAUGAUGGAAUAUUGAAAGAAGAAGGUUUGCGUGACGCUCAGAAGAAAAACCGGUUGAUUGAAUUGCCUUCUGUUGUUGAGUAUAUUGGUUUCUGUUUAUGUUGUGGAAGUCACUUUGCUGGUCCUGUUUUUGAAAUGAAGGAUUAUCUUGAUUGGACCGAAGGAAAAGGGAUAUGGAAAUUUGAAGCGAAAGGACCAAAACCACCAUCACCUUACGGGGCGACAAUUCGAGCUCUACUUCAAGCUGGUUUUUGCAUGGGAUUGUACCUAAACCUUGUGCCUUAUUUUCCUCUGUCUAAGUUUACCGAUCCUUCGUAUCAUGAAUGGGGUUUCUGGAAAAAGUUGGGUUACCAGUAUAUGUCUGGCCAAACAGCACGCUGGAAAUAUUAUUUCAUUUGGUCGAUUUCAGAAGCUUCUAUUAUCAUUUCCGGCCUUGGUUUCAGUGGCUGGACUGAUUCCUCUCCACCAAAGCCGCGCUGGGACCGAGCUAAAAAUGUUGAUAUUUUAGGUGUUGAGCUUGCAAAGAGUGCAGUUGUAAUUCCAGCUGUGUGGAAUAUUCAAGUCAGCACCUGGCUUCGCCAUUACGUUUAUGAAAGGCUUAUCCAGAGUGGGAAGAAGCCAGGUUUUCUUCAAUUACUUGCCACACAGACCGUUAGUGCUAUUUGGCAUGGACUGUAUCCUGGAUACAUUAUAUUCUUUGUUCAGUCAGCAUUGAUGAUUGCCGGUUCCAGAGUCAUUUAUAGAUGGCAGCAAGCCGCGCCUUCAACAAUUAAGAAUAUCUUGGUGUUCAGUAAUUUUGCUUUCACGAUUUUGGUUCUAAGUUAUUCAUGCGUUGGUUUCAUGGUAUUAAGUCUGCAUGAAACUCUUGCCUCAUACGGAAGUGUGUAUUUUAUUGGAACCGCUCUUCCGGUUGUUAUCAUCCUUCUCGGCAAAGUAAUCAAACCUGGAAAGCCUGCCAGAUCGAAACCUCGAAAAGAAGAGUGA